Messenger RNA from Chroicocephalus ridibundus (black-headed gull), 2322 nucleotides. RefSeq names its product DEAD-box helicase 5 (gene DDX5). Gene Ontology annotation, molecular function: mRNA 3'-UTR binding; ATP binding; RNA helicase activity. Gene Ontology annotation, biological process: alternative mRNA splicing, via spliceosome. The coding region runs from base 127 to 1941 and encodes 604 amino acids. The transcript is spliced from 13 exons. The record is from RefSeq and is a predicted model, not a curated record. Gene Ontology annotation, cellular component: nucleus; ribonucleoprotein complex; cytoplasm. NCBI's taxonomy places the organism in Eukaryota, Metazoa, Chordata, Aves, Charadriiformes, Laridae.
UAACCGGCAUCCGGGCGGCGAGGCGCUCUACAUUCAGUGGCCCCCACCAACGGCGACGGAUCCUGCCCAACCUUUCGCCACCCACUUUAAGUGACCGGGAUCGUCUCGCCCACCGCCACCAUCACCAUGCCCGGGUAUUCCAGCGACAGGGAUAGAGGGUUUGGAGCCCCCCGUUUUGGAGGAAGUAGAGGUGGACCUCUCUCUGGGAAGAAAUUUGGAAACCCUGGGGAAAAACUUACAAAAAAGAAAUGGAAUUUAGAUGAGCUGCCCAAAUUUGAGAAGAACUUCUAUCAAGAACAUCCUGAUGUAGUUAGACGUACUGUGCAAGAAGUUGAACAGUACAGAGCAAGCAAAGAAGUCACAGUUAGGGGCCAUAACUGUCCAAAACCGAUCAUAAACUUCUAUGAAGCUAAUUUUCCUGCAAAUGUUAUGGAAGUAAUUCAGAGGCAGAACUUCACUGAACCAACUGCUAUUCAAGCACAAGGUUGGCCUGUUGCUUUGAGUGGAUUGGAUAUGGUUGGAGUGGCACAGACUGGAUCAGGGAAAACACUGUCUUACUUGUUGCCUGCUAUUGUGCAUAUAAAUCAUCAGCCAUUCCUGGAGCGAGGAGAUGGACCUAUUUGUCUUGUGCUGGCACCAACUCGUGAACUGGCUCAACAAGUGCAGCAGGUUGCUGCUGAAUAUAGCAGAGCAUGCCGUUUGAAGUCUACAUGUAUUUAUGGAGGUGCUCCAAAGGGACCACAAAUUCGUGACUUGGAAAGAGGUGUGGAAAUCUGCAUUGCUACACCUGGAAGACUCAUAGACUUCUUGGAAGCUGGAAAGACCAACCUCAGGAGGUGUACUUACCUUGUCCUUGAUGAAGCUGACAGGAUGCUUGACAUGGGUUUUGAACCUCAGAUCAGAAAAAUUGUGGAUCAGAUAAGACCUGACAGGCAAACUCUGAUGUGGAGUGCUACAUGGCCAAAGGAAGUCAGGCAGCUGGCCGAAGACUUCUUGAAAGAAUAUGUACACAUCAACAUUGGUGCGUUAGAACUAAGUGCAAACCACAACAUUCUUCAGAUUGUGGAUGUGUGUCAUGAUGUAGAGAAAGAUGACAAGCUUAUUCGUUUGAUGGAAGAAAUAAUGAGUGAAAAGGAAAAUAAAACAAUUGUGUUUGUGGAAACCAAAAGACGGUGUGAUGAUCUUACCAGGAAGAUGAGGAGAGAUGGGUGGCCAGCAAUGGGUAUUCAUGGUGAUAAAAGUCAGCAGGAGAGGGACUGGGUUCUAAAUGAAUUCAAACAUGGAAAAGCACCAAUCCUGAUUGCUACAGAUGUUGCAUCCAGAGGUCUAGAUGUGGAAGAUGUGAAAUUUGUCAUCAAUUAUGACUACCCUAACUCCUCAGAGGACUAUAUCCACCGAAUUGGACGAACUGCCCGCAGUACCAAAACAGGCACAGCAUACACAUUCUUUACUCCUAACAAUAUUAAGCAAGUAAAUGACCUCAUCUCUGUGCUUCGGGAGGCUAAUCAAGCCAUCAACCCCAAAUUGCUUCAGUUGAUUGAAGACAGAGGUUCAGGUCGUUCCCGAGGUGAUCGACGUGACAGAUAUUCUGCGGGCAAAAGGGGUGGAUUUAGUAGUUUUAGAGAGAGGGAGAACUUUGAGAGAACCUAUGGUGCACUAGGAAAGAGAGACUUUGGAGCAAAAACUCAAAACGGGGCUUACAGUGCCCAGAGUUUCAGUAAUGGAACACCUUUUGGAAACGGCUUUGCAGCCGCAGGCAUGCAGGCUGGCUUCAGGGCUGGUAACCCUGCUGCAGGAGCUUACCAGAAUGGCUAUGAGCAGCAGUAUGGAAGUAAUAUUGCAAAUAUGCACAAUGGCAUGAACCAACAGCAGUAUGCGUAUCCCGCUACUGGUGCUGCUCCUAUGAUAGGUUACCCAAUGCCGACAAGUUACUCUCAAUAACUUAGUGUAUUUAAAUGUCUCAGUUUUUCAUAAUUGCUCUUUAUAUUGUGUGUUAUCAAAACAGGAUAGUUAUUUAAGAAAUGGGAAAUGCAGAAAUGACUGCAGUGCAGCAGUAAUUAUGGUGCACUUUUUCGCUAUUUAAGUUGAAUAUUUCUCUACAUUCCUGAAACAAUUUUUAGUUUUUUGUACUAGAAAAUGCAGACAGUGUUUUCAAAGUAAAUGUACAGUGAUUUGAAAUACAGUAACAGAAGGCAGUGCAUGGCCUUCCAAUAAAGAUAUUUGAAGACCGAAUUUUCUUUCAGAUGGCAAUUUUCUCAACAUGUGCACAACUUUACAUUAAUGGAAUGUCAAAUGUUUUUAUAUUAAAUUCUAGAAAGGUUU